AUGGUUUGGGAACAUAUUUCAGCAACAAAACCGCAUGUCGCCUAUGCAGUAGUGGCAUUCUUUUCUGUUCUAUUUUCUCUUUCUUCCUUAUUUAUUAAAGAGAAAUUGUACUUGGGUGAAGCACCUUUGGCAACGAUAUAUGGUCUCAUCACAGGCCCCCACUGUUUGAACUGGUUUAAUCCGCUAAAAUGGGGAAACUGGAUGUCAAUAACUUUAGAAAUCAGUCGUGUUUUGCUAUGCAUAGAAAUUGUGGCUGUUUCGGUUGAGUUGCCUAAGAAAUACGUUUUGAGACAUGCUUGGUCGGUGUUUCUUUUAUUAUUCCCUUGUAUGAUUACAGGCUUUUUAUUGAUCGGUCUUUUCACGUGGGCAAUCUUACCCGGUAUCAACUUUUCUGAAGGUUUACUAAUUUCAGCAUGUAUCACUGCAACCGAUCCAGUUCUCGCGCAGGCAGUUGUCGGUAAGGGAAAGUUCGCUCAACGUGUGCCAGCACACUUGAGAAAUCUUUUGACAGCAGAAUCUGCAUGCAAUGAUGGAAUGUCUGUUCCAUUCACCUACUUGGCAUUAAAUCUCAUUGUAUAUGCCGGAAAUAGUGCGGAAAUUGCAAAGAACUUCCUUUGUGUCACCGUUCUUUAUGAAUGUAUAUUUGGAUGUGUCUUGGGCAUCUCGAUUGGAUAUAUUGGACGUAAGCUUUUGGCUAUAGCAGAACGAAGAAAGACAAUCGAUGCAGAGUCAUUUUUGGCAUUUUACGUGAUGCUAGCACUCCUCUGUGCAGGAUUUGGCUCCAUUUUGGGCUGCGAUGAUCUAUUGGCAUCGUUCUGUGCUGGAACAGCUUUUGCUUGGGAUGGUUGGUUUACAAGGAAAACGGAGGAAUCACAUGUUUCUACCGUUAUCGACUUGCUUCUCAACUUGUCAUUUUUCGUGUACUUCGGAUCCAUUAUCCCUUGGGAUGAAUUUAAUGACCAUGAACUUGGUCUCGACUGCUGGAGAUUGGUUUGCCUUGCUAUUUGCGUGUUGGUCUUCAGGAGAAUUCCAUCAAUCAUGGCAGUGAAACGAAUAUGUCCCGAUAUCAACAGCUGGAAGGAGGCAUUGUUCGUUGGCCACUUUGGCCCUAUUGGUGUUGGUGCUGUCUACACAGCAAUCGUCUCUGUCGCCGAUUUGGAAGCCGAGGCUUUGCAUAUUCGAGAAGGUCCAACGAUGGAUUAUCCGGACACACACACACACUAUCGGUUGAUGCGAAUCGUUUGGCCAUGUGUGACUUUCUUGAUUCUCACGAGUAUUAUUGUGCAUGGAACGUCGGUUGCCGUCAUAGUGCUAGGAAAGCAUCUUCAGAGCAUGUCGUUCACUCUUACGUUUACCAGAACGGAAACUACCGGUGGUGGCUGGACCACCAGACUUCCACGUAUUGAUAAAACUGGAAGAGCUUUGAUUCGGCACACGGACAACGGUGUUAGUGAGGAGGAGGCAGAGGAGGAGAGUGAUGAGACAGCCGUUGCAAAAGGAGAAGAGGAAAUUUCAGAAAACACCUUGCAUAACAUUACUGCAACUCCUGCUGGACUUCGUAGAAGGAGACUAAAGCAGAGGAGACUAAGACAAGUUAGAAGAAGAAAGAAGAAGGAACUCGAGCGACUCAGUAGAGAGGACAAUGGACGUACCGGUGCUCCAGAGCCUGUUCAAUUGGACUUGAGUCAGAAGAGAUCGCAUCUUUCUGAACAGGAAGAAUAUGGUAGUGAGUCUUCUUCAUCAUACUCUGUUUCGUCAGGUGGAACGAGCAACCAUGGAUCUCAUGAGGGAUCUGUAUACUCAGGUGGAUCAUACGGAAGCUAUUCCAGUGGCCAGCAGUCACAAUCCAUCGAUUCAGUGUCGGUGAUUGGUUCUGUACACGGAAACGAUUUGUUGGAACCACCUCCAGAGAGCGAAAAGCUAAUUCGUUCAAAAGAGAAGUUGCAACAGAUAAGGGAGCGCAAAGAAGCUCGCCGGAGAAAGCGGUUGUCAAAGUUAAAGGGUGUUCAAGAAGGUGGCGAGGAAGAAAAUGAAUCUGGUGCAGAGAAUGGAAUACCAGAGAAUGUGGAGUCAGAGGAAGAAAUAGAGUCAGAAGAAGAGAAGGGAAAGACAGUGAAUAAAAAUGCAAAGGUGGAAUUGCCGGCAUCUGCAGUGGUAAACCAGGAAGAAAACACACCAACAUCAUCAAUAGUGGUAGCACAAGAAAAGGAACAGGAUGAGAAGCAGGGCCUUAGGGCUGGGGAAGAGCCAAGAAACAGACUAGUUACGUGGAUCAAGGCACGUCCAGAAAUUUUAGAACACCUCAAGAAGCACUACGAUUUGAAAGAGUCAGACUUUGAUCCAAUUGCAAAGAACGGAGAGUUGCAGAUUCCAGCACAUGGAUACAAAGAUGGUAAACAAUUGAUCAUCGAGGACCAACGUGGUGAGAUUAUGCGGCGUAUUCCACGUAUUCCAGAUGAGUCUGAUCAGGCCAGUAUAAUCAGUACGGGUACUAUUGGCAGUAUCCGUCCUACAAUACAGACCAUCAAGAGGACAUUGUCACGAAUUGGAUCCAGGGUUGGCGACGUUGAGCCUGAGCCAAUAGAGGAAAAGAAGAACGAAAAUAUCCAUAGUGUUCUGCACGGAGACGAUGCCUCUCCAAUAAAUCCACUAAGAAGGGUUGUGAAGACUGUUUUACCUAGGAAGGAAGAAACGUCGGAAAAAGGUGGAACGAUCAGAGAUCGUCUAAGUGGUGCUUUGAGUAACAAGCGGAAAGGUCGGAAAUUGCACAUUUCUGAGAAAUUGCACGGCUUCCGUCUCAACGAUACAAUCAUCAUCGAGGAUUCAGAUGGUAACAUUGUCGCUACGUAUAAGAUCAAUCCAAAGGCUUUGCAUGCGGAGAAAAUCCCAUCUUUGGGUGGGAAGAUAUUCCAACACUUGGGUAUGGCUAAGAAAAACGGUAUCAACGAUGAUGAGGAGACCAACUUGAAGUCGAACGCAACAUUGAUUCCAGAAAAUGACACCAUCGACGAUAGCAGAUUAGAGAGUAAGAUAAGAGCCUUUAUGGAAAACCCAAAUAAGGUGAGAAUCACCAGAAAAGAUGCUCGUGAGGCAGCCAGAGCACGUUUAAGGAGACAUUUGAAAGAAAUAGACAAGGAGAUACGUGAGAGUGGCAAUGAUGAUGGAGAUCAGAACGAAGUGGAUGACAACUUUGAAUAUUACGAGGAUGGUGAUAUCGGAGGUGAAACAGACGAUGCAAGUGCAAAUGAAAAAGAUGAAAAUAAAGAAAGGGCCCAGGAGAAUAGCGAAAAUUCGGCCUCAACGGGUAGCAGCAAGGAUCAAAAUGAGGACGAUAGAGAAGAGCGCUUAACUAGGGAUUUGAUUGAGAAACAAAAGGCUGAAGGACAGGCAAGAAGAAGACGCCGGGAGGGAUCGAUGACCCGUAGGAUGCGUGCUUCCAAAAAAGCGGACAAGAAUUAA
This is a messenger RNA of Brettanomyces bruxellensis, 3459 nucleotides long. RefSeq lists its product as uncharacterized. The coding region runs from base 1 to 3459 and encodes 1152 amino acids. Gene Ontology annotation, molecular function: sodium:proton antiporter activity. Gene Ontology annotation, biological process: intracellular potassium ion homeostasis; proton export across plasma membrane; sodium ion export across plasma membrane. Lineage: Eukaryota; Fungi; Ascomycota; Pichiomycetes; Pichiales; Pichiaceae. The record is from RefSeq and is a predicted model, not a curated record. Gene Ontology annotation, cellular component: plasma membrane. The transcript has a single exon.